Haliaeetus leucocephalus (bald eagle) is the source of this 756-nucleotide messenger RNA. It is a transcript of the gene FAM3B, whose product is annotated as family with sequence similarity 3, member B. The transcript has 8 exons. The record is from RefSeq and is a predicted model, not a curated record. Lineage: Eukaryota; Metazoa; Chordata; Aves; Accipitriformes; Accipitridae. The coding region runs from base 49 to 756 and encodes 235 amino acids.
GGAGGAGGAGGAGGAGGAAGGGCGGGCAGCUCGCCCCCGUCCUGAACAAUGUGGCUGAAUCGGCAACAUCUUGUGAAAUUUUCAGGGCUCCUGUUGAUGUGGUUGGCUGCUUGGUACUUGGGAUACUUAGUCGCUGCUCUUGUACCCAAAGAGGCAAUAACAAGAUCUAUUGCUAAUCUUCAAGACAUUGGAAAGAAACCAAUGUUGAGGGCCCCAGUCCCAAAAAGGCAGAAGUGUGAUCACUGGUCUCCCUGCUCACCUGGGAAUUAUGCCUAUCGGAUUCUUAGUGGUGGUGGCAAAGUAAAGAUGGCUAAAAUUUGUUUUGAGGAUGAGCUGCUUAUAAGUGAAGAGAAGGGUAGUGUUGGAAGAGGUAUAAACAUUGCUAUUGUGAAUUAUAAAACAGGAAAAGUUACAUCGGCAAAAUUUUUUGACAUGUGGGAAGGAGACCACUCAGGAGAGAUGAUGACUUUCAUUAGAAAUGCACCAGAAGGGUCCCUCCUUUUGAUGGUGACUCAUGAUGAUGGAAGCACCCGGUUAAAAAAUGACGCCAAAAAAUUAGUAGAAGAGCUGGGAAGUAAAGAAAUACAGAAUAUAAAGUUCAGAUCAAGCUGGGCUUUUAUAGCUGCCAAAGGCUUCAAGCUGCCAGAUAACAUCCAAAAAGAAAAGAUAAACCAUUCUGACAAGAAGAAGAACAGAUAUGAUGGCUGGCCAGCUGAAAUUCAAAUAGAAGGCUGUAUCCCAAGAAACCUGAUCUGA